UAUUAGUUCCAUAAAUCUCCGUUAGAGGAUACGAUAUCGUCAUUCGUACAUGUGUAUUUUGUGUGCAGUGUUGAUUUAUACGAGUUUUUAAUAUUUCAGAAGGAUUGUAUAACAAAUUAAUACAAUGGGAAAAAAUAAAAAAACUCGUAAAGUUGUAAUGCAGAGGUUCGCACAAAUGAAGAAGAUGAUCAGUCUCAGUGAUUCAAGAAUAAAACCAGAGAAACGAGCACCUCCAAAGAAAACUAAAUCAGAAGACCCAAUAAAAUUAAAAGUUAAUGAAGCACCUCAGCAAUCUUCCGCAUUAUUCUUUCAAUAUAAUACGCAAUUAGGACCUCCCUAUCAUAUUUUAAUAGAUACGAAUUUCAUUAAUUUUUCUAUAAAAAAUAAAUUAGAUAUUAUACAAAAUAUGAUGGAGUGUUUGUACGCAAAGUGUAUACCAUAUAUAACGGAUUGCGUAAUGGGAGAAUUAGAAAAACUUGGUCAGAAAUAUAAAAUAGCUUUAAGAAUUAUAAAGGAUCCUAGAUUUGAAAGAUUAAAUUGUAUGCACAAGGGUACUUAUGCGGAUGACUGUCUUGUAAAUAGAGUAACACAACACAAAUGUUAUAUUGUCGCUACCAAUGACAAAGAUUUAAAAAGAAGAAUACGAAAGAUACCUGGUGUUCCUAUAAUGUAUGUUUCACAACAUAGAUAUACCAUUGAAAGAAUGCCGGAUGCUUAUGGUGCUCCUAAGAAAUGAUAUUGAUAUUAUCAUUUAUUUAAUUUAAUAAAAAUUAAACAAUUAUACGUUUAUAACGUUAAUUGUUACUUCUUGUAUAAUAAAUAUUACUUUAUUAUUAAAGUUAAUACACGUGAGGAAUAUUGUAAACAAAAUAAAUUUUUG
Messenger RNA from Vespa mandarinia (Asian giant hornet), 880 nucleotides. It is a transcript of the gene Bka, whose product is annotated as FCF1 rRNA-processing protein Bka. Gene Ontology annotation, cellular component: small-subunit processome. The record is from RefSeq and is a predicted model, not a curated record. NCBI's taxonomy places the organism in Eukaryota, Metazoa, Arthropoda, Insecta, Hymenoptera, Vespidae.